CCAAUCAAGUCAUUUGCUCAACUUAGUUGCUGAAGAGAUACAAGGUGAGUUAUUUAGUGCAACAAUGAAAAAUCAAGAAGAAGAGGUAAACACUUUACUCUUGGAGAUUGAAGGACAACUUGAAGAAGUGGAAAUUAUGCCUGCAGAAACUAAACAAGAGGAUGUCCCUAAGGAGGAAGAGGAAAAAGCUCAGAAAAACACUUAUGAGGAUCCAUUUGAGAUUUACCUUAUUCAAGAAAAGAACCCAAUCAAAAAAUACAUAAAUUGCUUGAACACAUCAUCUUCCUUGGAAUCAAAGGGGGCACUCCUAGAAGAAUUGGGAAGGCACAUCUACUGGCCUAAACCCAAACCACCUCAAAAUAGUCAUUGGAGAAAAUCUUAUGGUGGAUUCAAUUUAAGGGCAAGAAAGCCAAGAUUCAAGAAAACAAGAGGACAUGCCCUACGACCUGAUCCAAAACCACCUUGGAGUGGUAGAAAGUCUAGCUAACGACUAUAAAUUCAGCGCUUCUUGGGAGGCAACCCAAGCAUAAAAUUUUUCUUUUCUUUAAUUUAUUUUUCUUUUAUAGUUCAAAUUUUCUUUUAAUUUUUUUUCUUUUUCUCUUUAUGGCCUAGGUUAAUGCAUAAAUUGUUGUUCUUUGA
Messenger RNA from Rubroshorea leprosula, 639 nucleotides. The record is from the annotation of a GenBank genome assembly. Lineage: Eukaryota; Viridiplantae; Streptophyta; Magnoliopsida; Malvales; Dipterocarpaceae.